AUGGCUUCCACUGACGGAACCGAUUGCGGAAUCGGAGCUAGCGGCGGAGGCCCGAUUGAAGCUGUCUUUUGGGUCAAAGAUGCUAUGACGCAGUGGAGGAUUAAGGGCAGGGCAUUUGUUAUUGGAAAUGAAAGCUGUGAAGCAAGCGAAUUGUGGUCGCGAGAGAAUAUUCAGCGAUGGGUACGACGUAGAGAAGGCAGCGCGGAAGAGGAUAUAACGAGAUGGACUUGGGAAAAGGAGAUUACGGCUAAUUUUGCGAAUCUGAGCCCCACGAUGAGAGGCUCUUUCAAAAACCCACCUCCUGGAACACCGAGAUCGGAGCCACCAAGUGAUCCUUCGCUCAAGCUUGGCCUAACAUUGGAUGACAUUCACGAUCCCGUGGCAAGGGCAAAUUUCCGUGUUGUUGUCAUUAUCCCUGAAGAGCCAAACGCAUUGAGAAAAAUGAAGACUCUGGCGAAGCUGGCAUCGCCAUUUGGGAAGCGACUGAACUUUGGCCCUGAUAAGAGAUGA
Messenger RNA from Histoplasma mississippiense, 510 nucleotides. RefSeq lists its product with no specific name. The transcript has 3 exons. Lineage: Eukaryota; Fungi; Ascomycota; Eurotiomycetes; Onygenales; Ajellomycetaceae. The record is from RefSeq and is a predicted model, not a curated record. Bases 1 to 510 code for a protein of 169 amino acids.